AUGCUGCUCCGGGCUGCACUUCUCUACCUCUUAGGGGGUGAUUUCGUGUUUGCGGGCAACGCGGACGAUUGGAAACCCAGAUCGGUAUACCAGAUUCUCACAGAUCGAUUUGCCCGGACGGAUGGAUCCACAACAGCACCAUGCAACGCAGAAGACGGUAUAACCUGCGGUGGAACAUGGAAAGGAAUCACGGAUCAUCUGGACUAUAUCCAGGGGAUGGGGUUUGACGCCAUUAUGAUAUCCCCCAUUACAAAGAAUGUCAACGGCACGGUUCGCUAUGGAGAUGCGUACCACGGCUACUGGCCGCAAAAUCUGUAUGAGCUGAAUCAUAAUUUUGGAACGCGUCGGGAUCUUCUCGAUUUGAGCAAGGCUGUUCACGAUCGAGGGAUGUAUUUGAUGGUUGACGUUGUUAUCAACAACAUGGCAUAUAUCACGAAUGGCAGCAACCCGGCUAAAGAUGUCGACUAUUCAACGUUCGUCCCUUUCAAUGAUCAGAAGUAUUUCCAUCCCUACUGCAAGAUUACGAAUUACGAUGAUUAUGAAAUGGCGCAAAAAUGCUGGACAGGUGACAAACUCGUACCACUUCCCGAUCUCAACACAGAAGAUGCCAAAGUCACGCAAAUGAUGGCUGCAUGGGUGAGGGGUCUAAUCUCCAACUAUUCGGUGGAUGGUUUGCGAAUAGAUGCGGCGAAACACGUGGAUACCGACUACUUGAGGAAUGUUGUGAAAGCGUCGGGCGUAUUUGCUAUAGGGGAGGUUUAUGAAAAGAACCCGAAGAUUAUUUGCGAGUAUCAAAAUUAUCUUCCAAGUCUGCUAAACUACCCUGUUUACUACGCGAUGAUUGAGGCCUUCAGCAAAGGGAACAUGUCUGUGCUUGUCGAAGCCGUAGAGAAAGUGACGGUUGUCUGCAAGGAUACUUUUGUUCUCGCUGCUUUCUCGGAGAACCAUGAUCUGCCUAGAUUUCCAUCCUUUAAAAAGGAGCUCUCACUUGCCAAAAAUGUGAUUGCUUUUACCAUUCUCUCAGACGGAAUUCCAAUGUACUAUCAAGGCCAGGAACAGCAUUUUUCUGGUGACGGAGUCCCAGAAAACCGUGAAGCGCUAUGGCUGUCAAAAUAUAAUACUCGAUCCCCACUUUAUAACUUCACAGCUUCAGUCAACCAAAUACGUCGACAGGCUAUUCGUGUAGACCGCGAUUAUCUUGAACAUCCACUGUAUCCGCUAUCUAACGAGAAUGGCAUUUCCGCAUUCCGUAAAGGGCAUGAUGGGCGUCAUAUAAUCGUUGUUUACUCGCGGCAUGGCGAAGACGGAGCAAGCCGUAGCAUCAAAAUCCCAAGAUGUGGACAUCAACACCUGGAAUUUACUGAAAUUACUACUUGCCGAAAUCACACUCUUGAUGAUUGGGGUGCUCUCCGAGUUACGGUGUACAACGGCCUGCCUAAGAUAUUCUUCCCUGCAAAUCAGAUGGGGGGAAGCGGCCUGUGUGGAUUUGGAGACUGGCCUAUUAGUGGUUCGAAAAAGAAAGGGGAAGGGAAGUCAAAUAUUGAUAAAACCCACUGGACAAACGAAAUCCCGGUCAACCCAAAAUGGGGGAGGCGGCCAGGCCGGGAAGGAUCCAGGCCAGUGCAUAGGGCAAAGGCGAAGAAUUCCAAGAAGAAAAAGCGGCCGAAAAUCUCCGGAUCUGGAAAGACAUGGAGUGGAUGGCCAAUGCCGGUGUUAGUAUCUUCAUUGGUGACGCUCCAUUUUGAGCUGUGA
This is a messenger RNA of Uncinocarpus reesii 1704, 1752 nucleotides long. RefSeq lists its product as uncharacterized. Lineage: Eukaryota; Fungi; Ascomycota; Eurotiomycetes; Onygenales; Onygenaceae. Gene Ontology annotation, molecular function: calcium ion binding; alpha-amylase activity. The transcript has 2 exons. Gene Ontology annotation, biological process: carbohydrate catabolic process. The record is from RefSeq and is a predicted model, not a curated record. The coding region runs from base 1 to 1752 and encodes 583 amino acids.